GAACGAUGAAACGUCACGCAUUGCUGAAAGCGGAAGUUUUUUAUGUGUCAAAACGGGACAAUGAGCCGUGCUAAUCCUUUUGUCAUGAAAACGUUUUUCUUACGUUCAGUCGCGUAAUUCCAAAGGUGUCGCCGAAGUGCAGACAUGGAAGUGCCGUGCUACCUGCCCAAACUGCUGCUGGAGCUCAAUGAGCAGCGCAGGCGGGACUUCUUCUGUGACUGCAGCAUCCUCGUUGAAGGCCGCGUCUUCAAGGCCCAUCGCAACGUGUUGUUCGCGGGCAGCGGCUACUUCCGAGCCCUCCUGGUCCACUAUCUGCAGGAUAACGGACAGCGCUGCAGCACAGCAUCGCUGGACAUCGUUACCGCCGAUGCCUUCUCGAUUAUUCUGGACUUCCUUUAUUCUGGCCGCUUGGCCCUGAACAGAAACAAUGUCAUUGAGGUGAUGUCGGCAGGCAGCUACCUGCAGAUGACCGAUCUGGUAAACUUCUGUAAGGGGUACAUCCACUCUUCAUUGGACAUAUGCAACAAGGGGAAGGAGAGGAAAAUGGGAAAGGAUGCAGGGACGGGUCCUGCAGACAGUGGCACUCCUGCUGUGACAGUCGCCUGUGGGUCGGAGGCUGCGGAGCCUCAUUCGCAGGCUGCAGAGGCCGAUAGAGGGUCGGGUUUAGGUCCGGAGUCUGUGACCUCGGCCCGAACCCCCUCGUCCAUCCCUGUCGACGAGACUCCGGGCAAAAGCAGAGACGUGGACAGCGACUACCAUUCCAGGGAGGAAUUUGCAUCUGGGAGUGAAGAACAAAAAGGACACAUGGAUCAGACUAACCUCUCUUCCUCUGCAUCGUCGACUUUGACCCCCGAGUUGGUGAACCCCAAGAUAGAGUACGACCCCGACGAGGAGCUCGAGGAGUCCCCCGACACCAAAGACCUGGCCUCAUAUCCUGGGCCCUCGCUCCACAACCCUCAUCACAGCAGACUACUCCCUUCCUCUCCUCCCAGUGAGCGCUCUCCCUCGGGAUACAGCCAUUCUUUUAAUGCCAGGCAGCUGAUGGAGAUGCUGGCCAAAGGUGAAGGCCCCAGUCCGCUGGGGGACAGAAUGGGACAGCAUUUUACCCAAGGACCAGGUAGCAGCGCGGCAGGAGGCAGGAUGGAUGAAGGUUUAGGGUUUGUGGGAUCAUCUAUCAUGGAGAUCCAGUCCGAUUGGCUUGGAGAGGAAACAGGCGACGGUUUGGUAGUGCAGGUGAAACUCCACAAGUGCCCAUUCUGUCCGUACACCGCCAAGCAGAAGGGAAUCAUGAAGCGACACAUCCGCUGCCACACAGGAGAGCGGCCCUUCCCCUGUCCCAUGUGUGGCAAGAGGUUCACGCGGCAGGAGCACCUUCGCAGCCACGCCCUCAAUGUCCAUAGGCACAACUGGCCGAUGCCGUGCAAGAGCUGCAGGCGAACCUUCACGGGAUCCGGCGUCACGCCGGGUCUCCGGCGCUUUGGCAUCUGCGACGGCUGCAACUGCGUGACGACCACUAACGACGACUCCGCCGCCGGCCAAGCCGAGUCCAUGGAGCGCACAGACGUGGGUACGGAUUGGUCCAGCUUCAUGGACGAUGUGGAUGAGGUGGAGGUCGGCAGGGUGGAGGACUUGGUGGAGAAACGGAUGCUUGAAAGGCAGCUGGCUGUCUGCACCGACGUAGGAAACGCGGUGAAUCUGUAGCGUGCUGCACUCGGGGAAGAAACCCAUUUCUUGAACUGUUAUACUUGUCUAACUGUGACCGCUGCUGUAAGAGACAUUUUCUUAUUGUUUUGUUACAUCUCCAACCAGUUGGGGGCGUCGGGCCACACGGUCACUCUGAUUAGGGGCAUCGCUGGAGACAGGACGCCGAGAUCAAACGGUGGAAGGAGUGAUGAUUGGAGUGGCACGGCGACGCUGAAACAAUAGAGAGGGACAUGUGUGUCAACCGUGCGUGCUAUUUAACUGGAAAAAUUAAACUUAAGAACCAAUUUUGCAGUGACGGCUCAAUGAAAUGAGUCAGAGUACGUACAAAUGACCAGUUUCAGGCUAUAUGAGCAAAUACAGAAUCCCUUUAUUCUCAUUUCUAAAGCCUUGCAUUUAGCAAAGAAGGAAAUUGCCACGAUGAAAAACAUCCAUCACUUUAUUUAAGACGCUGUGCUACUUUUAAGUCGCUGUGUCAAUUUCCCAAUAAAGAUGAAAAAAACAUGGGAUUUGAAUACGGACAUGGAGGCGGGUCCGCCACGUGCCGUCCUGAGAUCGGAACGUGCCACCUGCAACUUUUCGGUCUCGGCGCUCCUGAGGGGGUUGCCGUUGGCAGGAGCAAGAUGUGUGAUAACCAGUGGUAGCAAAUGUUAGGAUUUCAACAGACAUUUGAAGGUUUAGGAAAAUGGAUGGAAGUCCGAGAAUGUGGCCGUCUUCGGUUUAUGUCUGCAAGGUAAUAAAUUGCCUUCAAUUUGAAACUGGACUUUAUUGCAAGCAGCAACCAUGUUGGCCUUUUUUUGAUUGGCAACGAGGUCACUGUACGGUUAUUAAUGUGGAGCGAUUGCUGUAAGAAGGCCUUAUUUAUUGAAUCAUUUGUAACCAGAAAACAACAAUCCUUUUGGAGAUGUUAUGCUCCAUAAAUUCGCCUGUCUGCAAUUUGCUCCAGGGUUUUAAAAAUAUUUAUUAUAACAAAGUUGGUCUUUAAUUUCUUUUUUCUUUUCACAUUUGCUCAAUUCCAAAUGUAUUUUAAUGUGCUGCAUAUAAAGAGAAUACGGCUGUCACAUGUAGCGAAAAUAUCUGUUAAUUUAUCAAAUUUCUUUGAGGUUAUAUUGGGUGAAUUGAGAAUAUUAUUGCAACAAAUGCAUUGUGUAAUUGUUGAAGUUUGGAGUCACUUUUCAUAUGGUUUCUUCUUUCAUUCAUUUACUUUUUUAGGAAUAAAAUGAGUGUAAUUCCUAAAAAACCAAAUGUAUUAUUUACAUUUCAAAUAGUUUGGGCCCCAAAAUAAUGAAUAUAAUAAAAUGUAUCUUUGCUUAAAGUCCCAACAGUCUUACAUGCCAGAGGAGAAUACCGUUACAUUUUGAAUCUGCAUAAAUGACCCACCCUCCUUCUUUGACACAACGGUGUUCGCUAACGGACUGUGAAUAUUUUGGUAAGCUGCAUAUGUUUAGGCCCCUCUGCAGAAUACUGAGUUGUGCAAUAAAACAUGUCAAUGCUGUGA
Gasterosteus aculeatus aculeatus (three-spined stickleback) is the source of this 3199-nucleotide messenger RNA. RefSeq names its product zinc finger and BTB domain containing 8B (gene zbtb8b). NCBI's taxonomy places the organism in Eukaryota, Metazoa, Chordata, Actinopteri, Perciformes, Gasterosteidae. Gene Ontology annotation, biological process: regulation of transcription by RNA polymerase II. Gene Ontology annotation, molecular function: protein binding; DNA-binding transcription factor activity, RNA polymerase II-specific; RNA polymerase II cis-regulatory region sequence-specific DNA binding. The record is from RefSeq and is a predicted model, not a curated record.